GUAAUGCUACACAUAAUAUCUAAAUAUAAAAUCAAGAUUAUUUGAAAUUUAUAUUAUUUUAUAUUACUUAUUAUUUAUUAAUUAAAUUGUACAAACAUAAAUAUCACAAUGACAAAUAGUUCAAGAUGUUUAGGAUAUCAUAGUAAUAUAAAUAAAGAAUAUUUAACAGAUGAAAAUGAUAGCCAUCGUGCUUCAUCAGAUCAUACAGUAUCUGAAUAUGUUGUAUCUGCUGAUCAUACUACAAUGGUAAAAUCAAUGAAGAAGAAUCAUUCAGAAAAAUAUGAAAAAGAAGAAGGAAGACAUUCACAAAAUAUACAUAACAACCGUGGUUCAAUAUUAUCAGGAUCUUCAAGACACAGUCUUCAUCCUCUUAGAAAAAGUACUUCACAUAGUAGCAUAUACGACAAUGGCUCAGAUAUAUAUGUUACAAGUGCUGCAUAUAGAGCAACUUCAGAUAUAAGCCAUCACAGUCUAACACCAAGUUCAAGAUUAGGACAUCGUGCACCUAGUCAUUGUAGUUAUGGUUCUACAAAAUCUCACACACACAGAAAAGAUGGUAUUAUUAUAGAAACCAUGUCAACACCAAAUCCUUUUUGUCCAAAUACUAAAGGAAUUUGCUGUCUCAUGUUACUUCUUAAUCUUGGUUUGAUUCUUGUUACAUUAGGUUUUGUUAUAGUCAUUCAAUUUUUUCAACCAUUGAUAGUUUGGAUUUUGGGAAUAGUGUUUCUUGUGUUUGGAUUCUUAACAUUGAUAGGAAGUCUUAUAUAUUGUGUACAUGUAUUUCGAAAUGCAAAACAUCCACAUGAUAUUAAUCCAGAAGAUUUUUAUUGGACAAAAUAUUGGCAAGGACAUGUAGGAUCCACACCUGAAGUAUAUUAUAAAGCAGAAGAUAAAUAUCAUGAUGAUGGAUAUAGUGAUCGUUUAAGCAAAUACUCAUGUAAAUAUUAUGACAAACAAAGAUAUUGAAAGCAAUAUAUAUAUAAUGUAAAUGU
Molecule: messenger RNA, 992 nt
Organism: Apis florea (little honeybee)
Lineage: Eukaryota; Metazoa; Arthropoda; Insecta; Hymenoptera; Apidae
Source: RefSeq, a predicted model, not a curated record